Juglans regia (Persian walnut) is the source of this 706-nucleotide messenger RNA. RefSeq names its product heavy metal-associated isoprenylated plant protein 7-like. NCBI's taxonomy places the organism in Eukaryota, Viridiplantae, Streptophyta, Magnoliopsida, Fagales, Juglandaceae. Gene Ontology annotation, molecular function: metal ion binding. The coding region runs from base 172 to 456 and encodes 94 amino acids. The record is from RefSeq and is a predicted model, not a curated record. The transcript is spliced from 3 exons.
CCUUGCAAAGAAUCAGAUUCCAAAAUGAAGGAGAAGAAUUUCCCAAAGACAAUUCCAAAAGUUGAAAUAUGAGCAGCAGCUGAUCCAUGAUGCUCUUCCAUAUCAUCAACUUCCAUCAAAAUAAUUUUUUUUUCUUUCCUGUGUACACCUCUAUCAAAUCCUGUCAAUUCCAUGUUCAUGCCAGGAAAGUAUUAUUGCAUGCUGAUGAAGAUCAAUGUUGACUGCAAUGCUUGCUGCAGGAAAUUAAGGAGAAUCAUUCUAAACAUGAAAGAAAUAGAUUCAAAUUUGAUAGAGCAGCAGCAGUGCAGGGUGUGUGUGUGUGGGAUAUUUAAACCAUCGGAUGUGGCAAGAAAGAUACAAAAGAAGAUGAAGCGUAGAGUCGGAAUUCUGGAAAUUCAAGAGUUCAACACGGACGGCAACGAACAAGGACAGAGAAAUAACCCUGCUGGUGGCUAAUUGUUGUUGAUAAUGGGUAUUUUUAAGGUCUGUGCUCACUUACCAGGUCUGAAUAAGGCAGAAUCUUUAGAAGGUUUGGCAAUCCUAAGUUUCACAGAACAUUGGGAUAUUACUAAUUUGACAUAAUCCAAUCUUGUAUAUAUAAAUGGGAAGUUUAACUUUCAUGGGUUAGAAGUUAGAUGUAUAAUAGAGAUGUCAACUGCAAAACAGAACAUUCAGAAUGUAACAUGAACAUAGUGCAUAUACAGUA